AUGCAUAUGGGUCCUUCUAAAUCCCUCUUCCUCCGCCUCGCCCGUUCGUCUUCCAUCUCCGUUGCCGAGCCGCCGUCGCGUCGGGCGAUCUCCGUUCUGGUCGCGAAUUUCUCUUCUACUAAUGUAACCUCCGGCUCUGUCUCCGGUUUGAGGCGUCAUCAUCACGACGAGGAAUCUCGGGGUGUUAGGGUUUCGGUGUGGUGGGAUUUGGAGAAAUGUCAAUUCCCGGCGGAUACGAACGUCUUCAAAGUAUCUCAGACCAUCACAUCCGCCGUGAGAUUCAACGGAAUCAAAGGACCCAUCACGAUUACCGCCUUCGGAGACUUAUUGCAGCUUUCGAGAACAAACCAGGAAGCUCUCUUCGCCACCGGAAUCAGUUUCACUCAUGUCCCUCAAGGUGAGGAGAACAGUGUUGAUAGAUCUCUGAUUACGGAUUUGAUGUGUUGGGUUACUCAAAACCCACCUCCUGCUCAUAUCUUCCUCAUCUCUAGCAAUAGAGAUUUAGCUAGCCUCUUACACAGAUUGAGGAUGAAGAACUACAACAUUUUGCUCGCCUGCAACGAAGAAGCUACGUCCGGUGUAUUGUGUAGCGCUGCUUCGAUUAUGUGGGAUUGGAAUGGUUUAGUUAGAGGAGAAAAUUACACUGGUAAACACUUUAACCAGCCACCUGAUGGUCCUUAUAAUUCUUGGUAUGGUCACUAUAAAACUCCUCUUCUUGACCCAUUUGCCACAUCUUGUACUAGUGUGAAAACCGAAGAAUUGCGCGAAUCGAAUUCAAAUCCUUAUUCGGGUUCUUCUAAGGUUUGUGGUCCUAUCCCAAAAGAAGUUGUUAAGCAGAUUGGUUUGAUAUUGAGUUUAUAUCCUAAGGGAGCAUCCAUUACACAACUCCGUGAGCAGCUUAGCAAGAGAAAUGUGCCGUUAGAUAAAGACUUUUACGGACAUAAGAGUUUUUUUAGGUUUCUAUUAUCUAUGCCGAAGGUCUUACAGGUUGUUCUUGCGGGAGAUGGUAUGUUUCUUGUUCAUGCUCGUACCCAGGAAAUGGAUAACAAAGCCUCAUUGCCGAAACUAAGUAGCGAGAAUCCCAAAGCUGCGAGUGUGGAAAAGAUGCAUCAGAAGGUAAAACAGAAUGUUGAAGAUGUCAAAGAGGAAUCUCAAUCACAAGAGAGUUCUCAUGAGUCUGUUCCGGUAAUCAGCCAGAUGGAUGUUAAGGCAAAAGACGAACCCGUGAAAGAAAACCAGCUAGCUAUAACUUCCGGGGAUGAUGUUUCUUCUUCGAAGGGAAAAGACGGGUUUUUUAAGAAGCUAAAUAGACUAUGGUUUGGUUCACCGGAGAUGGAACUAGACCAUCGCCAAGGAAAGAAAAGUAUUUCUGGAAAUGGAGACGAAUGGAAAGGCAUUGUAAACGCAGACACUGUAAUAGGUAAUGGAAAAUCUGCGACUCCGGGGAUUUUAAGUCGGGUUCUAAAGAGAUUCGAGUUCAUUUGGGGAACAAAUUCAGAGCUUCGCAAUGCAGCCGCAGCUGAAACUCAAGUAGGUGACAUUUUUGCUAAAGAUUCUUUUUGGAAGGAUGUUGAAUCUUUCAUUAAUUCUCCAAGAGGCUUUGUCGUUGUUUCUCACUCAAUAUCAAGAGACGUGCUGGCAAAGAAUCUCAAGGACGAAGGACCUUCAUCUCUCAAACCGCUCGAUGUAUCCAAAAUGCUUGAUUUAGUAUCUCUGUUAGUAUCAGAGAAGAAAUGGAUCAAAGAGAAUUCUUCUGAUGCUCUACCUUUCAGAGUAACUCGGUUCACCGAAAAAGGAUCGGGUCUUGACCACUCUUGUGCUUCGAGUGGAUUGCGAUCGAUAUUCACGAGUAUGUCAAAAUCGCAGUGUGACGAAGCAGAUGAUGAGAAAAAACCCAAGAACAUUGGUAUAAGCAAGAAACCGUUGGAGAGAUCAAGACGCGAGGUAAUUGAGGAUUGUCAUAAGCUGAUAAAGAAGAUAACAGAGGAAAACCCUGGAGGUUACAACAUGAGUAACUUAAAGAAAGACUUUUUGGAAAAAUUCGGGUACCGUUUAGAUUACCGGAGCCUCGGUUAUCCUAAAUUGCAGUCUUUGAUACAAAUGAUGCCCGAGGCGAGGAUUGAAUCAGGAUACAUUGUUCCUUCGUCAACGCCGGCUCCAUAUGAUUCCACCUCAUCAUUCGAAGAACUUGGUCCAAGGAAGAAGGUUUGGACUCAGAGACUGACGAAGAGGCUUCUUUAA
Molecule: messenger RNA, 2241 nt
Organism: Arabis nemorensis
Lineage: Eukaryota; Viridiplantae; Streptophyta; Magnoliopsida; Brassicales; Brassicaceae
Source: the annotation of a GenBank genome assembly